Molecule: messenger RNA, 2737 nt
Organism: Populus trichocarpa (black cottonwood)
Lineage: Eukaryota; Viridiplantae; Streptophyta; Magnoliopsida; Malpighiales; Salicaceae
Product: peroxisome biogenesis protein 5
Exons: 15
Coding region: 73-2316 (747 amino acids)
Biological process (GO): protein import into peroxisome matrix, docking
Cellular component (GO): peroxisomal membrane; cytosol
Molecular function (GO): protein binding
Source: RefSeq, a predicted model, not a curated record
GAACAUUCAUUCCCCACCGCCUUUAACUUAUUACUUAAUUAGUUUUCUUCAAAAUCGCAAAAGAAGAAGAAGAUGGCGAUGCGAGAGCUUGUAACAGGAGCAGCAGCCUGUGCUGUUCCAGGUUCUUCCUCUUCAUCAUCUAAUCCUCUCGGUGCUCUCGCCAAUGCUCUUAUCGGUUCCUCUUCCAAGCCUCUGGAAGGGCUGAAGGAAAUUCCAACCUCUACAACCACAGCUACAGAGCCUCCGUUGUACCAGGAUGCCACUGCUGAGGACCGCUUGAGAGGACUCCCUGGAGCUGACUUUGAUCACUCCUUUUCUCAGCAUCCUACUUCUCAGGGUUCAGAAUUUCUUCGUCGCUUUCGCACUUCUGAUCAGAAUGGAUUUGCCAAUGCUUGGGAUGAGAUUCAGCGCUCUGGUCCUCCUCCUCCUCCUGCUCUAUUGGAUCACGGCCUACCUCCUCCUCAGCUUCAACCAACUUUGGACGGACCACCCCAAAGAGUGUUGUCAAACUUUUUGCACUCCUUUGUGGGCAGUAGCCAUGGUGGAAUUCCAUUUCGUCCUGCUCCACUACCUGCAUUAGGAUUGUCUGAAGGUGACAAACAAUGCAUACGUGACCGUAGCAGCAUUAUGGCCCGGCAUUUUUUUGCUGACAAGAGUGAAGAUUUUAUCAAUACACAGGUGAAUGCACUUUUGUCUUCGUUAGAUAUUGAUGGUGAUGUGCGGGUUAAGGGACCUUUACCCGGUAGGUUCCAAGAGCUAGAGGAUUACUGGAACGAGUCUCAAGCUGCUCGGAGACCUGGUCCUCCUCAAGCUGAUGGAUGGGUUACUGAAUUUAGCCAACACAGAAUAGACCAUGGUGAUCCUAAUGUUUGGGCUCACUCAUUUGAACAGCAGCAUGGUGCUAAUGGUUGGGCCUCUGAGUUUGAGCAGGAACAGUUGAUCUCAGCAGCAGAUCAAAUGGGAGGUGCAAAUAUCUCAAACUUAUCUACAAUGGAACAGACUCGAAUGCUUGCACACACACUAGCUCAGAACAAUGACCCCAAAUUUCAGAAUUCUAAGUUUCUUCAAUUCGUCUCAAAGAUGAGUCGCGGUGAACUUAUUAUUGAUGACAAUCAAGUCAAGCCAGCUGCGUUGUCUUCACCAGGGGAUUGGGCAACGGAAUAUCAGCAAAAAUAUUCUGGGGGUCGUUGGGCUGAUGAAUAUGCACGUGACCAGCUUUCUCAUGGACCUGAUCAAUGGGCGAAUGAGUUUGCUGCUGAAAGAGAGCAAAGUCGGCCUGUUGAUGAUAAGUGGGUAAAUGAAUUUUCAAAGUUGCAUGUUGAUGACUGGGCAGAUGAAUUUGGACGACAGGUUGGAGAAGGGGCUUUUGGGGAGAUUUCAACUGAUAAUUGGGCAGAUACUUAUGAUGAGUACCUAAGUGAGCAAGUAGUUGCCAAGCAGAAGCCAGAUGCUUCAAGGGGCGUCUAUGUGUUUACAGACAUGAAUCCUUAUGUCGGUCACCCGAAUCCUUUGAAAGAAGGCCAGGACCUAUUCCGCAAGGGGCUUUUGAGUGAAGCUGUGCUUGCUUUAGAGGCUGAAGUUUUGAAAAACCCAGAUAACGCUGAAGGUUGGAGGUUGCUUGGAAUAGCACAUGCAGAGAAUGAUGAUGAUCAACAGGCGAUUGCAGCCAUGAUGCGCGCGCAUGAAGCUGAUCCUACAAAUCUUGAAGUGCUUCUUGCUCUUGGUGUGAGCCAUACAAAUGAGUUUGAGCAGGCAGCUGCAUUGAAAUAUUUAUAUGGAUGGCUACAACAUCAUCAAAAGUACAGAACACUAGCCACUCCAGAGCUUUCUGAUUCUUUGUAUUAUGCUAAUGUUGCUAGAUUAUUCAAUGAAGCUGCUCAGAUGGCACCUGAGGAUGCUGAUGUGCACAUAGUACUUGGUGUCCUGUACAAUCUGUCCCGGGAAUAUGACAAAGCCAUUGCUUUUUUCCAGACAGCUUUGAAACUCAAGCCUCAGGAUUACUCUCUUUGGAACAAGCUUGGUGCAACACAAGCCAAUAGUGUUCAGAGUGCUGAUGCAAUAUUGGCAUAUCAGCAGGCACUUGAUCUGAAGCCUAACUAUGUUCGAGCAUGGGCAAACAUGGGAAUCAGUUAUGCCAACCAGGGUAUGUAUGAGGAUUCCAUCCGAUACUAUGUUCGGGCACUUGCUAUGAAUCCCAAGGCAGAUAAUGCUUGGCAAUAUUUGAGGAUUUCUUUAAGUUUUGCUUCUAGGAACGACAUGUUGGAAGCUUGUGAUUCUCGAAAUCUUGAUGCUCUACAGAAGGAGUUCCCACUAUAAUAUAAUUAUCGGUCACUGUAUUGAAUGAAUAAAGGAUCAAUGAGACAACGGCAGGAUUCAAAAGCCUCCUGUUUGUGAAAUUAAAAUCUUCAAACACUUGUGGGAAUGGGACGAUGCGUGGUGCUUGUGAGUCCUUGCAUCAGUGCAUUUGGAGCUCUUGCUGAAGGGUAGCUUGAUUUCUUAUGAAGUAGGAAAAUCAAGCAUGGUUUCUUGGAGCUAACUCGAACAAAAACUUGUAUGAAGUUUGAAACCCUGUACCUGGGUGUCACUCGGGAUUCUUAAGCACCAGGGGAGAUAAAGGAAAGGGAAGUUGCCCCAUUUCAUAACUAUUGGGAUGAAAUUGUAGGAAGCGACAAAUCGAAAGUGUGUGUGAUUCUGUUGUGAAUAAUUUACUUCAAUAUUUCUUUUUACUUGUUCAAUA